AGGCUAAAUCAAUUGGUACCAGAAGAGCCAAGAAGCCACACAGGCAGCUGCCUCUGCUUUGACUCUCCCAACCUCUCCUUUUUCUGCUUCCCCAUCAGUGUUAUUCCAGAAGACAUCCACUUCUCUCCAACCUUCCUCAAGCAUCUCCAAGCUACUGACUAUAUACAUUUUACCACAAGCCCUGGGAGUGGGGAAGCGUGAGGUUUCAACACUUCGACUUAGAAAGAUCAUCAACGAAAUUUCCGAAAUGUUUAAGAACAAUUAAAAAGCACGGGCGUUUUCAAUCCAUCAACUAAGUGAACAACCAUAUCUUCCCCCCCCAAGACACCGCCGCUCGUUGUGGCGGUCGGCGAGAUGACAGCUGCUUUUUCAUCUGCGAAUGUAAUAAAUAUUGGCUGCUUUUAAUAUUUGCCAGGAUCUCUCCUCCUUGUUUCCUGGAAUUUUAACUCUAAAAGAUUGGCGAAAAAUUAUCGACAGGGCUCUUGCAAGGUAAGACAUCUUCAUGUGUCUUUUUCUUUAAAUUAAGUUGCCUCAUAUUGUGUUUUAUAGAUGCAUUCCCCAUACAUGGUCAUAGACAUAAAUGCCCAUGAGAAAUACCAUUUAUGACUUUUUAAAUAUCUGGAGGAUUUAAACGCGUGGGGGACAACCCAGGAACUUUUUGUCCGAUCUGUAACUAUGUCGUGGUUUGUUGUGAUUUUUCUCCCUGUGUAUUUCUACCUCUUCACGCCAACUGCUUAGAUAUGAGUUGUUUUACUUAUAAACGUAGAGGAAAGCCCUUAAGGGAAUCGCAUGUGGUUCGUUUGGAUCAUUUGUUGUUAUUCUGUAGAUCCGUUUUUCCUGCACGGAAAGCUGUUUCCCAGCUCAGUUCUCUCCUGGGCAAAUUCGCGGCCGGGAGCCGAACCUACAUUCCCUGGCUUUUGUUUCUCUGGAGCGAGCCUCUUACAGGACGGGUUCGGAGCCUUGCCUGCAAGGGGCACGGCGGGGCACAGGGGUCGCAGCCCGGUCGUCCUUCCUGGUGGCCAAGGCCCAAAAGCUCAGCUCGAGCAGGUUUCUGUCCCCACCCGCCCGCCCGGAUCCCCCACAAGCCCAAGGUUCCCGAAGACGCGCAGCCGGGGCCCUUCCUCCAGGCGCCCGCAAGCAGCCUGCCCGAGGUGGCUUUUCCAGGAGACCAUCGUCUGGGGAAAGCUGGGCAAAGACUCGGGGCCGCGGCCAGGCCUCCCAGGGCGGCCGGUGAGCUGCGGGGUUCCGGUCCCCUGAGCUCACGAACUUCACCCGCAGAGAUACAGCUUGCGCCCGGGGCGUCCCUCACCCGCGCCUCGGAGCCCAUCCCUCUCUUGCCCUCCCCAGUCCCUUCGCCCGCAGCGACCCGGCCGCCUGAGUUUUCCCGGGAGGUGGUCGGCAGACUGCCGGGUAUUGUGUGAUCCACGUCCCUAGGUCCCCAAUGUGUGUGGCAGUCUGCGUGACAGAUGGUGCUCCGGGAGAGUAUGAGGGCCGAGGAGUCAAUUUCUUUUGAAAGGACCGAACACAUGUGUUCGGUCAUUUCAUUAUUAUUUCGGAGAAACGAGGGAGAGGACGGCACGAAAGCCUUUCUAUCUCCGGCCUAGGUUCCAGGAUGGGGCCCGCCCGCACCCCAGCGCAGCCUAGACCCUCAGGCGCUGGGUGUCUCCAGCUGCCUUGCCCUAGGCCCUCUGAUGGGAUGCAUACUCUGCAUCUCCAUUAAAACUCAGAUGCAUCCAUCCUUCGGGCAUCCGUCCUUCGGGAUCUUUCGUGUGUCUGGGAAGGGGGCAGAGCAAGGGAGGCAGGAUAGAGCAGCUGAUGUCUGGCCAGAGAGGACACAAGAUGUCAGCCGGCCUCGGAGGUCCAUGGUUGUUCUCCAGCGCCAGGGCCACUGGCCACUCCACCUGCAGGUUUCGGUGUGGGGUUCAGAAUGCCCUCUGGUGCCGGCUCCUCGCCUCCCCACUUGCGUGGGCUUGAUAGAGGAGAGGGCCUGUGUCCCCGGGUUCUCUCCUAGGAGUCCAGGCUUACUAGGCCCUCGCCCGCCACUCGUCCUUGCAAACCAAGAACCAGAUUCCUUUUAUUAACUGACUUUCUGACUCCCCAUCAGCCUCCAAAAUGAUGCUGAGUCCGGAUCAAGCCGCAGACUCAGAUCAUCCCAGCUCGACGCACUCGGACCCGGAGUCUCUGGGCGGCGCAGACACCAAGGUGCUGGGCAGCGUGUCGGAUCUGGAGCCGGUAGAGGAGGCGGACGGCGACGGCAAGGGCGGCAGCCGGGCCGCGCUCUACCCGCACCCGCAGCAGCUGAGCCGCGAGGAGAAGCGCCGCCGCCGGCGCGCCACGGCCAAGUACCGCUCGGCCCACGCCACCCGCGAGCGCAUCCGAGUCGAGGCCUUCAACCUGGCCUUCGCCGAGCUCCGCAAACUGCUACCCACGCUGCCCCCGGACAAGAAGCUCUCCAAGAUCGAGAUCCUGCGCUUGGCUAUCUGCUACAUUUCCUAUCUCAACCACGUCUUGGACGUGUAGGGAGGGGGACGCCGCGGGAGGCCGCCGGUCCGGGCGACUGCCAAAGGCUACACACCCGGACUGCCAGGCUAGAGGUUUGCCCAGAGACACCUGAACACAGGAGAAAGCUUUGCAGCCUGUUCUUUCUGGUCAUCAAGGCAACAGGGGAAGAUUUCCGAGCCUAGGGGGUGGCGUUGGGUAGAAAGACCUGAGGCUUGCAAGGGUAUUUUCCUGGCCAGAAAAACCUUCUGGAGGCACCUAGAAUGAGUUGCCCUGAGGCCUCCCUCGGUGUGUUAGGAUCCCCCGAGAGGGGUGGUUGCUUUAACUCACUGGAGGCUUUCAGUUACCCUGUAUUUAUUUCCUAUACACCCUCACGCUCUGAAAGAAUAAGGGCAGCUUAGUCCAGGCUGAUGGCUUCAGACUAUGACUAUCUGGGAUUUUUCUAACUGACAAAUCACCAAACCUUGGGGAGAAAAAAAAGGUGGAAAUCUUUUGCAUACAGAGUUUAAAACACAGAAAGGUGUACCAGCAAACUUUUUGUUGCCAUGUCAAAUGAAAACUUACAUUCUAAUAUAAAUAAAACCCAGAAUAUUUGGUGAGGUUAAAAAAAUACAUUCAGAACAGACAGGCACACACUGUGGGAGGAUUUGAGCUUGGUGAGACUUUAACCCCCAGAUAGGACAUUAAAGUAGAUAGAAAAAUCCAUAUUUAAAUGGAAAAUUUAACAUCUGAUUGCUUUUUUGGGCAAAGUGCCCCUUUAAAUAUCCAAAAACACCCUGUCUAUUUGUGACCUUAACAUGUGGACUCAUAGAUGCAGUUAGAAAAAGACAACCUAUUUUUAUUUAUGUUAGAAGGAGUAGAGUAUUUUUUUCAAGACAUUUAUUUUUCAGAGUGGUGAUAAUUUUACUUUGGAUACUCUGUGCCAAUUUAUUUAUAGUCGAGUGUUUACACUUUUUCCCGUGAAAUAAUUGUGUCUAACUCUUUAUGUGUUUGUUGAAAUUAUCUUGUGAUCUUGCCUCUUUUUUUUCUGAUUAUAUUGCACUUGUAUAAGAGAGUCCCCGCUUUCCUGUUUCUAAGCAUAUUUUAUAUAUUAAGAAGUUGGUUCUUUGGUUGUGAGAUCAGCAACACUAGCCCUUCACUAUUAUAGUUUUAUAAAAAGUUAAGUGUUGUUAUUCUUACCCGUAGUUUUGUCUGACAAGUACUUUACCAACUGUUUUUAAGGAGAGUAGCUUCUUUGUGUGUGUGUGUGCGUGACAUUUGUGUGUGGGAUAUUUUAGGAAAUUACAUUAUUUUCCUAAAAAAGAAAAGAAAAAAGAAUUCAGAACUACUUUCCUCUGUGACAACCAAAAAGAAAAGUCUAUGACUUAGAAAUGUUUCAUGUCCUCAGCUGUGAAACUCUUAAAGUAAGAGGUGUAUUUUAGAGACAAGGAAGAAAGAAGAAGAAGAAAAACCACAUCUGCUAUCCAAAGAUUUUAGUCUUUUUCAGGGUUUUUUUGUGUCUCUGUUGCUUUAUAUAAUGCAAUAUUUUGUAGUGAAAAUAGAUAUAACCUGGUUUCUACCUGACGAGUUUUUCAUAUCUCAUGACUGGUGCGCUGUUUUGCAUAUAAAUAAAGGUAUCAGAUCAAAGUUCUCAUCUUUAUUUUAAGCUUCUGUCUAGAAACCAAACAUCCUGGCCAGGCGUGAAAUGUCAUAAUGGAAGGAAUUAGUAAAGUAAAAGAAGAACAAGAACAAAGCAAUACACACACACACACACACACACACACACACACACACAAUACGGAUACAGCAUAACCUGGGAUGGUAUAGAUCAUGUCUCAGUCAUGAGGAAAAGCAGGAUGAUGUGUCUAUAAAAACACUAUAGGGUCAUAAGAUGCCUUUUUGUUCUAAAAGGAAACUGUCUAACCCAAGCUCUUGGGAAAACUCAGGGCCAAGAAGAUGUCUGCAUCAAGUGGCAGGGAAGAGCAGGGGGUGGCCCCUACACCCAUGAACCCAGCACCUGAGAGUUGGAGAUGGGAGAACCAAGAGCUCAAGGUCAUCCUCAGCUAUGCAGGGAAAUUGAGGCCAGCCUGGGCUAUGUGAGACCCUGUCCAAAAGAAAAAGUUAAUGAGCAGACCUUUUGACAGCUUUCCCUCUGGGUACUUAAGCACAAGGCACGUGUCACUGAAACAUCUAACCGGUACCCACGCUCAGCACAAGACACACUUGCAAAGAGAAAUGGCCUUAAAACAGACUUUAACAGGGAAACUCCUCUGCACAAACCUGGGUCUGGCAUAAAACAUGAACUACUGUAUAAGCAGAACCCAUGAGUAACUCAUAACCACAUUCCUGUAUGUACAUGCGUAUCUAGACUACUGUGAACUAUAUCGCACCAAAUCUCCAGUUUCCAUCUUAAAAAUAGAUUGUCAGUUUAUGU
This is a messenger RNA of Grammomys surdaster, 4912 nucleotides long. RefSeq names its product nescient helix-loop-helix 2 (gene Nhlh2). The transcript is spliced from 2 exons. Gene Ontology annotation, molecular function: DNA-binding transcription factor activity, RNA polymerase II-specific; RNA polymerase II cis-regulatory region sequence-specific DNA binding; protein dimerization activity. Gene Ontology annotation, biological process: regulation of transcription by RNA polymerase II. Lineage: Eukaryota; Metazoa; Chordata; Mammalia; Rodentia; Muridae. The coding region runs from base 2113 to 2520 and encodes 135 amino acids. The record is from RefSeq and is a predicted model, not a curated record.